AUGGACUCCUCUCAGCAGCCCCUGGUGGCGGGCUUGCUUACUUCUCUUGUGUCCGCGACGAUCGCUCCCUCGGCCGCAACCCCGUAUCUCGCCUCUUCUUCAUUUCAUGCUCAGUCCGCCCUCCUGACCGCCACUUCCCAGCCAUUUCCUCAUCCCAAUGGUGAGGAGGGCAGCAAAGAGGGUGAGUGGUCGUCCUUGAUCGGUAUCGUGACCGCGUUGAUCGGCAAUGUCUUGAUUUCGCUUGCACUUAACAUCCAACGCUACGCGCACAUUCGAAUCGCACGAGAAUGGGAGCAGGAGAAGCUUAAGAAGGAAGCCGACGGGAGACGGGUCCAUUCCGGGGCGGAUACUACAAAUCCAUAUGGGACUGUUGGCGACGGCUAUAAUGUUACUUCGCGGGGAACGUCGCGCGACCGGCGUCGGCAGAACGGAGACCAAGAAUUUCAGGCUUAUCGCGAUGAAGAAGAUGAGCCACCAAGAGGGAGAAAUGGGGCCUUGGAGUCACGCGAUAGUCAGCGCGAUUCUUUUACAUCCGAUGCCACUGCCCGACCGGAGCUUUAUGGGAACCGCAAAUCGUAUCUUCGGUCUCCCUACUGGUGGGUGGGCAUCAUUCUCAUGUGUCUCGGUGAAACAGGCAACUUCAUGGCAUAUGGCUUCGCGCCGGCAUCUAUUGUUUCUCCUCUGGGAGUUGUUGCGUUAAUAUCCAACUGCAUUAUUGCCCCGUGCUUGCUCAAGGAGAAGUUCAGGCAACGGGACUUCUGGGGCGUGCUGAUAUCGAUUGCCGGCGCUGUUGUUGUUGUACUCAGCGCCAAGUCUUCUGAAGACAAGAUCGGCCCUGAAGAGAUCUGGCGAAUGAUCACUCGCUGGGAAUUUGAGCUAUAUUUCGGCCUCACAAUGGCUUUGAUCAUUGGUCUCAUGUGGGCGAGCUUCCAAUAUGGCCCGCGGUCAAUCCUCAUUGAUGUAGGCCUGGUGGCACUGUUUGGUGGAUACACAGCAUUGUCAACCAAGGGCGUUUCAUCCCUGCUCUCAUUGACACUAUGGCAUGUCAUUACGUUUCCCAUCACCUAUCUACUUGUCUUCAUUCUCGUUUCCAGCGCCUUGAUGCAGAUCCGCUAUAUCAACCGUGCUCUGCAGCGUUUCGAUUCCACUCAAGUAAUUCCAACGCAAUUUGUCCUGUUUACCCUGUCAGUCAUCAUUGGGAGUGCAGUCCUUUACCGUGAUUUCGAGUCUAUGUCAGCCUCCCGCGCAGGCAAGUUUAUUGGGGGAUGUUUUAUGACUUUCCUUGGGGUUUACUUUAUUACCAGCGGUCGGGUUCGCGCUGAUGACGAGUCUACCUUCUCAACUGAAGAUGAAGAGGAGGCCAUCGGCUUGUUAAACGGGGAAAGAUACCGUGACAGGAUCGAUAUGUCUCCUCCCGCUCCGCAGCUACGAGUACCAAAGGUAUUCCACGGAACUCAGUUUGAUGACAAUAUUGACACGCAGUCGCCACCGGGCUCUCUUCUAAGUCGCGGCAUCGAUGGGGUUGAUGAUGAUCAGCUCACUCCCCGAGGCGCUCACUCUGCUGCCCUUUCUUCCCCUGUUGACUCAUUAACCGCUGAGUCGGCUGUUUCCGGUCCAACUCCCGAUCAUGCAUCGCCGCUGCGACCUCCAUCUCACAUGUCAAAUCCGUGGGUAGAAUCUCAUGAUGCGCCUCUUGAGACACCCAAAUCCGACACUGAGCUUUAUCGCCCUUUCACACCUCCGGUACAAAACGAUGCUGAACAGGAAUCAACCGUUCUUCUCCGUUUCCCUCCUGCCCCUGGUCAUGAGGAAAACUUGCCAAACAACCAAAUUGCUACGCCUCGACGAGCAUCUACACCAGCCGCAGCUGGUGAGCCCAAUGUUCUUGACAGAAGUCAAACAACCAUUGAAACACCAUCACGACGCGCAUUGCGCAAUUCCAUAUCUCAUCGUUUCUCCCCGGGCCCUCUCCUUCCUACUCUCUCGGGCGGUUUCAGUGCUGUUGUCGCGGAAUCUUUACGACGGGGCGAAGGUAGUCCUCUCAAAGAACGCCUUAGGCGAAAACAAGGACGCCGCAGACAACUUGAAGGUGCGUUUGAUAACGCAACUGUUCGUUAUCAUGAUGGAGACUUGGGACCUCUUGGCAGGCACGAUGACGGAGAUGGCCCCGAUACUCCCCUCACCAUUGCCACUGCUCGACUCCAAUCGGCAACAAAUCUGGGCACGCCACCUACGGAGGCCCGCCGUUCCACUCCCGCACUAGCCACGGAAAUUUACACCACUCAGACGCACAAGCCAGACGAAGAAGGGACGCGUCUACGCAGCUUCAGCGACUCUUGGAAUGGUGGGCUCGCGUGGCUAGGCGGUGCAUUGAGAAAGAACCUCAAUAGUCAAAAUAUUGAUAGCGGUGCAGUCACGCAAGGAACCGCGACUCCACAGCAUGAGCAAGGCUCUUCUGCCCAGUCCGGCAAUGGCCAGCAUGAUGGCGCUGGUGCCAACUCCCAAUCUCGGGCAUAA
Penicillium macrosclerotiorum is the source of this 2517-nucleotide messenger RNA. RefSeq names its product DUF803 domain membrane protein. Gene Ontology annotation, molecular function: magnesium ion transmembrane transporter activity. Lineage: Eukaryota; Fungi; Ascomycota; Eurotiomycetes; Eurotiales; Aspergillaceae. The record is from RefSeq and is a predicted model, not a curated record. The coding region runs from base 1 to 2517 and encodes 838 amino acids. Gene Ontology annotation, biological process: magnesium ion transport. The transcript has 2 exons. Gene Ontology annotation, cellular component: membrane.